Molecule: messenger RNA, 1257 nt
Organism: Ascochyta rabiei
Lineage: Eukaryota; Fungi; Ascomycota; Dothideomycetes; Pleosporales; Didymellaceae
Exons: 1
Coding region: 1-1257 (418 amino acids)
Source: RefSeq, a predicted model, not a curated record
AUGACUGCCGCACCCCCCUCGUCCUCGCCAGCAGCGCCAGACACGUCGCAGCACAAGGAACUCGUCCAGCGCCCAGGCGCCAUAGCACCGCACUCUACGCCUCGCUCAGCACCAGCUGCUGCCGCCCGGCCCUCGAGCAAAACAUCGUCUCCGCCCUCCGAGGACAACGAAGACCAGGACUCGUCCCACUCCACUGUCUCCAGGGCCCUUUCACACCAGCCAGCCCAGCAGACAGGUGCCCACACUGGCUCCCACACUGGCUCCCACACAGGCACUCUCCUUGCACAGACAGAAAGCAUGGGCGAAGUACACACACUCGCCCGCCCGCUGAGCAACACGUCCGAUGACAGCAUGUCGUCACGGCGGCCCUCUACGCCUCGCUCGCAGACCGAUCCUGCGCCAGAGAACACCUACACAUACCACACCCAGCCGCGCAACCGCUCGCAUGUACGCUCUCAGAGUGGCCACAGCGCACUCGCUCCUCCCAUGACCCGAGCGCACUCACUGCCCAUUGUUAUGCAGACCACGGGACGUCUCACUCUCUCACCCUUGCCCAUGCCUCUCGACCGCCCUUCUUCUCCGUUACGCUCGCCCAAGCCACGUAGCCCACGUACAUUCGAACCUCGUCUAGCAACAUCAGGUAUGCAGGAACGAUAUGGAUCUGGCAUCCGUCCAGCUUCUGUCGGCUCAUUCGAGGGCGCACCCAGCAUAUGUGAUAUUGCAGAGGAUGCAGAGCUCGAGCUCACACCUCGAGCCAGUAGCAGCAUGACCAGCCUGUACAGUAGCACUAGCUCCUUGUCGAGGCGUAGACGGCCAGCAUCGCCGCUUUACCAUGUCUCCAUACCAAUUGGACUCCCACCGACCAGUACGCCUUCUGCCAGCACACCGACGUCAACAGCUUCUUCGCCCAUGCUCGUCCCCUCUAAAUUCAACGAGCACUACCCUUCUUCCUUUGCCUCUUCUUCUGUUCCAUCCACGCCAACCUCAAUGCGCUCUCGGAGCCCUUCCAUCUCGUCUCUCGAGACCAUACCAGAUAGUCCUGACGCAGAGGAUCAGGCCAUCGAGGCAGACCGCAUUGCUCAAUUGAAGGCAGCAGCUGAUCGUGAAGACGGUGGAGAGUCCCGCAGAUCCAGCUUGGAUGUAGAAGGUCGCGGACGCGGCUUCGGCUUCGGCAAGAGGGACUCCAGGAAACGCUGGAGUGUCUGCGGAGGCGAGAGGCGCGUCGACCUUUCUCUAGGCACUGUCUGGGAAGAUUGA